AUGGCAUCCGCGGCAUCUCUGGCAGUACGAAUGGCUCAGGUGCUCCUUGAAUAUGGAAACGGCAGCAUCCCAGAAAACACUAACUUCUUCCAGCCGUUGGCAGAACCUCUCAUUCGCGUGCCCUCCCUUCCGAGCAUCACCUUCAGCAUCGGACGAAAGGGGAAAAGUUUCUUUGACUACUACGACUUCUACCUUUUCGGUAUCAGACAUGACUUCCUUUUCAACACAAACAGGAACGUGACCACAGCACGGUGGGAUGAGAUCUACCAGCUCGAGGCUCUGAUCCUGGAGGGCACAAACAUCGUUCAGGAGGUGAGCCGAAAACAAUGGCCUGGUAAUGGCUCAGGACCAAGUGUGAAUUACUGCAUGCUGGUGGUCUGCGAGACCGGUAAGUCUUCUUAAAUUGAGCUUCCCUUCAACUAUCCAGUUAGGACGGGGCAUUUUUUGGGACGCAGUACUUGACCAUUUCUAUACUCCUUCGUCAAAUAGACCACAAAAGAUAGAGUAGGUGGUAUUAUGUGUGGCUGUGCUACAUCCCCUUGCAUCACGAGCAAAUAGGAGCAUUAUGCUGCUGCAUGCGCCAAAAUCGACAGACAAAAUAGGACUAAACUUAGUAAGUUUAACAAAAGAUUUGCUGCUAACUCUUGCUGUAUGUGAGAUGCCGCCAAUGAAGGGAUCCUGGCUGGAUUAAACUCUUCACUGAGCAUCCAAUUCCUCCUAGGCGGAUGUCUUGCUGAAGUUCACAUGUCACCUUAUCCACAACAAUACAGACGGAGAUUUCUCCCGUUUAUUUUACAUACAGACUCUCUGGCACCCUCUGAACAUAUUUAUGACAUUAAAAGACUGACUAUCUUCCUUAUAGGUAACUCGACGGUAGUGAUUUUCGUAAUCCUGGCUGAAUUCAUAUCAGCUAUCAUCGUUUAUUUGGUCGUUGAAAUUACUUUUCGGUAAGCAAAGGUAUCUGCACUGACCAAGCUUAAUUAAAUGCAACUUUUUUGAUAAAGUACACAGAAAUUUCCAAGUAUAUAUAAUCAGUUUAUAAAAGCCUCGGAACCAUAUCUGUUGAGUAUGACCUUUGGGCAGCUCCUAUUCCGGGCUGCGCGAGGGAUCUAGCCACGGCUUCGGAAACCCCUUUCAUGUACGAAAUGCUCCGCCACGAUGUCGGCUGACUAUGCUCUUCAUUCCGCUUCCCUUAUCUGCCUUCGGCUUCGUACACAACUUCGUUUGUGUUGCAGUGGGUGGAAUGGGAGUUGCCCAAAGGUCACACUCAACAAUCCGCCGGCAAGCUAUACGGCCAAAAGACCUGAUCCCUAAGCGGGGAUGUCGGCCGUUGUCUACAUACUUCAGUACAGCUGCGGGAUGUGCAUCUGCGUUGGGAAACCGACUGACGGCUGCAAACGUGAAUGCAAAAGCACGUGCGAAGGUUGGACCCAAAGUCGGAGGCAGAAACCCAUGCCGCGCAAAUGGGACACAUCUUCAACUUUGGCGUCGUUGAGAUUGUGGGCCGGAGCGAUGAUCAUACGGCAAAGCAGGUGCAAAAAGCCUGUAUGUCCAUCGACUGCUCUGUCAACCGCCACAUCAAUUUGCCUCCCCCCUCCCCUAUCUGGUUUUACGAACCAUCCUAACGGGAGGAGGGGCAGUCACGGCGUGGGACAAUCGCGGCCGACGAGGGCGGGGUCGAUUCAGGUCACGGUGACAUGCCGGUCGGAUGCAGCCACUCAGGCGCCAGUGACGGACCACGCAUCAAACAAAGCGUGCCAUACAAGGGGAGUUGUGCUCAUGACACCACACUCUCUGCAGAGAUGGGUAGACGAAGGGACUACUCGAAACGUCAGACCUCUAAUAAACCCUCCCCAGUGAACGACUCCCCUUCAUUUAAAAUUAACAAUGUUUUGGGCUUUUGCAACUGGUCAUCAAGCGGCAGAAAACCCAAAAAUACUCUCAACAACUAGGUACCUGACGCUUUUCGACAUCCAUUAUCGAGUGACUGAUGUUCUAAUAGUGCACGACUGGCUAGGUUUCUACAGGGUAAUCUCGAACUGUUUCAUUGUGGCCCAUUUUGACUCAUAAUGGAAUUAUUGCGGCGUUCUUCAAGGCUAAACACAGCUAUACAGAUAUAACUUUGAUGGGCCGGAUCAGACAUCUGGAAACCCAUUUUUGGUUUGCGUCUUAGAGUUGCAUUAAAAUCAAAAGUGACUCUUUUGCACACUUAUUGGUUUGCACCUUUUCCCUCGCUCCCCAGAAUAAACGUUUAAUAUCACCCGCCCUUUUACUUUUACACAUCAAGAAGACGUCAGGAAACUUUACGGCUGCGCAAGGGAAUGAACAAGCUAAUUCUCUAUCCGGAUGACAUUGAGCCCAUGAAGAAAUCAAAAAAUGACGAGGUGCUUCAACACUGUUUUACUCUAUUUGCGACACCAAACUGUUUACUUGCUUCACCUUUGUGUGAUUUAACCUGUGUGCAUUGUUUUCGUCCGACAUUCGAAAAGUAGCCCACAAUCUAGCAAAACGUGCCAAACAUAAGUUUAUCAAUCUUUCACCUUUAUGUUGUUCUACUAUGGGGUUUGAACUUUCAAAAACGAAGUAUACCGAGCGUUAGAGAGAGAGAGGGCAAUUACCGUCCGAAUGUUAAUUUGUGUUUAAGUUCGAUGGUAUCUUCUGAUAAUGUCCGCAUGAUUCACGGCCUUACAAGCGAGACAAGAUAUUUGCACCUCCGAAAGUGCGCCAGAAAUGGUUGAUAACUGGUAUUGAGCGAUCACAAGCUGGUCUGCUCAAUACGGAAUUAAUGCUCCUUUUUCAGACAGUGAAGACUGAAGCGUAUGAACUGCGCUAGCACUCGCUAAUUUCCGGCCUACGACUUCUAAUCCAAGAGCACUAGCCGCACCCUAUGAAUGGCCUUUGUGAAUGUUAAGGCGGGUUUGUCCCCUACCUCUUACCAUCUCUCCUGAAGGAAAAGCAUAACCUUGAUCAUUUUGCCGUUCUAUGAACUUUAAUUUUUGCAUGGUUUGUUUAUACCGGUAUUCUCAUUGCAAGUGGGGUUAUUCUUUGUCUCUUGGGUUCCAAAUCCCUAAGGCCAGACUUGGAUCUCGGUUAACUUUAGGGUAUCUGAAUCUGCUUCAGAGUGUUUAACACAUCUUGUUUGCAUAAGAUACGCAUAACAGACGAUGGCAAACCGGACAGGGUGCACCUUUGAGGUGUUCUGUGCGAUAACAAGCACAGCGUGUUCGUUUUUUUGUAGUCGGUACAAGGGAGGUCCAAAUUUGCCACCAAUUUUUUGCCACCUACUGCUGUCCAUGAACACAGCAGUCCUUAUCGCAUCCCAUUCACUUUUUUGGCAAGACUGGGUUGUUUCCUAACUGUUCACGAAUAUGUAACAUUUACGAAUGAUAGUGCUGCGAGCUUCAAAAGAUCAGCACUAACCGAAUUUCCGUCCGGUGAUUAAGUGUGCACUGCAUUGUUAACCACCUCCUCUAUGCUGUAAAGCAUUACCCGUUACUACACACCUUAUCUUCAGAGUACAGUUGGUCCGCAGAUUCCAUCCCAGGCCUCCUCCUGUGCAGACUUAAGCAACAGCGAUCUGUCCAACAGAGAGGACACACGGAAUGCGUACUCGGCAGCAACCUCCGUCUUCCGAACUUUUGAAAAUACUGCCGUUUUCAAUGUGAGUUCCCAUUCGUCAAGGAGCCACACCUAA
This is a messenger RNA of Spirometra erinaceieuropaei, 3694 nucleotides long. The record is from the annotation of a GenBank genome assembly. NCBI's taxonomy places the organism in Eukaryota, Metazoa, Platyhelminthes, Cestoda, Diphyllobothriidea, Diphyllobothriidae.